Wasmannia auropunctata (little fire ant) is the source of this 4214-nucleotide messenger RNA. RefSeq lists its product as uncharacterized. The record is from RefSeq and is a predicted model, not a curated record. Lineage: Eukaryota; Metazoa; Arthropoda; Insecta; Hymenoptera; Formicidae. The transcript has 8 exons. The coding region runs from base 188 to 2047 and encodes 619 amino acids.
CGCGGUGCCGUCCUCGCGCGAGGAUCGCACGCCGCGUCCUCGUCCACCCGAAAGCGCCGCUAUGCUGACGCUGCAGCAGCAACAAACGGAGCAGACAAUAGCACGAAAAUGGGGUUGAGGCGACGGCGUAACAAACUGAGCGGGACGUCCACCACGAGGCAAUCAGCUUAGAUCCAACGUAAAGAAGAUGACGACCGCCAUGGCCCGGCUGCCCUGCAAGCAAUCGUCGUCCUCGCCCUCGCAGCAGACGCGAGUGAGCAAUUUCGGUAGCAGCCGGAACCCGUACUGGGACAUGCAGCAGGUCAGGCAUCCCGCGCCGUCGUACGUCAGAAGUCAUCAUCGACACACCGAUUAUACAGGAAAGCGGAAGAGCGCCGUGGAGUUGCUGCAGGAGACGAAAGCCUUCUACGUGAAGAGCGAGACCGUGCUGGAUCGGAAGCAGGAGCUGAAGAACAGUGGCCACUUGCAGGUCUCGCAGCUGAGCGCGCCCGGCGCACCGCCUCCGAGAUUGCUGCGGAAAUGCCCCGGCAACUCGUCCGGCUGCCCCAUGCAGCCGACCUCGCCGUCGCAAUUGCAACCGACUCCCUUGACGCCGCCCUGCUGUUGGGUUUCGUGUCACGAACAGGACAGACUAGACGGGAUUCUGAGUCCUCAACAAACACUGCCACCCGCGCUGCCACCGAAGAGUCCACGUUUGGUUCCAGUUCCCCAAAGACGGGCGAUUUCGGGGCCCCCGAGCGGUACCGGGGGCGAGCUGCAAACAAAGCUGCGUCGGCUGCUGAACACCGACAGCAAGGAGAACAUGUUCUUUCCCGACAGCCCGCCGCAGAGCACGGCGCAGAGCAACGGGGUGCCGACGCGGGAGGAGAAAUUCCGAUACUCGCCCGGAAGUCUCUCGCCCGGCUGUCGGGAUGAGGAUCGUAUCCUGCAUUGCGCGCCGCAAGACGUACGCUUCAAGUUCGGCAGAAGCAACUCGCACUCGCACACUUCCGGUAGGUCCGGUCGGAAGUCGAACAGCUCCCCGUCGGUGGAAAACACGAUAUGCCACAAGUCGCUGCCGGAUCUCCACACGAGCACGCGCCGCCGGGCGUCGCUCUCGCCGCGCGCGUCCACGAAAAUAUCCGCGAAGCCGACUGCCCAUCAUCAAGCUACGAACACGGGCAAUUGCCCGGAAUAUGAAACUAGUUCAGAUUAUUCGGACCACAGCUUUAAGCGUGACGCCGUUUGCUAUCGCAGUUCUCGCCAUAUCAGGCGAUCUUUGGGAUCUGGUGGCGGCGAUGCGAGCAGCGUGUUAUCCUCGGGCGGGCGAACGCAGAAGUCGUCGGGGUCCAGCAAGUUGAGCCAUGGCGCGACAGCCAGAGACUCCGGCGGCUCCUCCGGACACUGUACUCAUCGCAGCGAGCCGGCGCCCAGGAUACAGGAUUGCUGGGCUCACAUACGCAGAGACAGCGGUGCGUCCACGCAACACUCUACCGAGAAAGACCGAUCGAGGAAAGGCAGUUACAUUGGUGGGACACCGCCGUCCGUUGUGAGACACUACAGCCCGGAGUCUGAGAGUAGCAAUAGUCAAACGGACUACAGCCCGACCUGUAAUUCAAGGUUCUCCGACGGUUGGAAGGAAGGUCGCGGUCGACCGAUCCUACGAUCGAAAUCGGACAUCAGCGAUCGAUAUUGGCGCCAGGAUAACGGCCGUUCCAGCAAGGUAUCCUCCCGUCCGCCGCGAUCGAUGACUCAGCUCGAGAACUUCUUCGACCGUUUAGGACUCGACUCGGAUAACUAUCAGCGUAUAACGGAACCCGACUCCAAGACGUCGUCGCCCGUGUUCUUCGACAGCGUCAGCUCCGUGGACUCGGCGUUGGGUCUCUACUCCUGGGUCGGCACCAAUCAGACGAAUCCGGGUAGCCAGUGGCAGAACAACUGCAGCAUCGGCAUGGGUAACGACGAGUGUAACCAAAGGGUAAACGAUCCGCCGAGUAUCGUCGAGCGAAACGCACGUAUUAUCAAAUGGCUUUGCCAGUGCCGCAAAGUGCAAAUAGGAUACAGUUAAACAACGAGUUUCUCAGUGCGUGAGUAAAUCCCUCAUUUCCAAAUGACAGUACGUUCAAAUCAACGAUGUGGCAGCGUUUACCAUUUCUGCAAACGGUAUAUCAGACACUCCGCAGAAAUUUCCGAAUUCAUAUGUUUCUCGUAAAUGUGAAAUUAAUUGUCGCCUUUCCUCUUCCUUUUUACAACUUGCAUAACAUUAAAUCGUUUAAGGAUUUUUAUUAAUCAUGUAUUAGCUGUUCGGCGUAUAAGCGAUUAAAUAUCGCGUUUUAAUUUAUUACGAUAAUAAUCUAGACAAAUCUGUGCCAUUUCAUAAUCACUCGUUACGGUUCUAUACGGUGUGCCUUUCAUUGUCAUUACGCAUUCAGGGUAAAGAGAAAAGUCUUUGAAACACGUAUUUGCGUGUGAUGUUGCGUUAAUUUGUACAAUUAAAUUUGUAUAGACAAGUUUGAUGUCUAAUAUUUUUGAGGGCACACACAUUAAAAUUUGCUUAUAUAUUUAAUAUUACUCUCGGACAAAUUUGUUAUUAUAUAUUUUAAUAUCAUUAAUUUUGUAAUAAGUCUACGAUAUGUUGCGCGAAUAUUUUUCCUAUUUAGCAAAGCAAUACUAGAUAAUUACACGAGCAAAGUCGUGCAUAAGGAACGUGGAAUUUAUUACAUUUUGAUGUAAAGUUGUAUAAAUUUAGCGAUUCGUGUUUCUCAUUUUCAAUCUUGAGAAUGAUUAGUUGAUUUGUAGAGAGAAAGUACUCAGACGAAAGAAGAUAUUUACCUCGACUUUAUGAAAACUUAUAGAUCUAAUUUCAUAAAAAAAAGAUUAAAAAAUGUUGCCUUUACUCUUGUUGGUUUCUAAAAACCAUCGUACAUUUAAAAUGAAUAUAAGCGUUCAAUUGAUGUUAAUAUUCGACGAAAUUUAGAAGGUGAUCGAUAAGUUACAAAUAGCUUGGUGUUAAACGAUAGACGAAAAUAUGAUUCCAAUUUUUGUAGUUCAGUAGGAAUUGAUGUGAUUUAUAUCAAUACUGUAUAAAGUGAAAAACAAACGCUCAUUUAUCAUCAUUCUAUUUUAAUAAUAAUCUACAAACGUUUACACUAGCUUCACUGGACUAGCCUUUACGCUCAUCAAUUUUUGUUUCGUCAUCAUACAACGUAAAUCAUACAACGUAAUUCAUAACUAAACAAAUAUAGUGAACAUAUAUUUUCGAAAUUUUCUUGAAACUGAUCUGAUGAUACGCUAUAUUUACAAAGACUGCGUGAACUCUACAAAUGACAUUAGCUUAAUGUGUACAUGGAUCUUAAUGCGCCUUGAAUUUUCAUUUUUUCGCCAGUUGUAGCAGAGAUUUAUUAUCGUACUUACAAGGAAAUAUGUAAUGCAGAAACUCGAUAUCGAUAAUACAGGAUAAUUAAUUCGAUAAUUUGUUUAUGAUGUAAUCAAUGUUUCAUAAUUUGUACUACAAGAAUCGUAUAUUUUACAUUUUAAUAAUGAAUUGAUCGUACGGCAAUUGUACUUACAGUUUCUUGGUUAUUUAAUUUUCAAUAUUUUUAUAUUUGAUGUUUAAUGCAGUCAACAUGUCGCAAUGCACGUUUCGUAAAGUAUAGCAUCUCUCCUCCCGCGCGCCAUUCUUUUGAUCAAAAUAUAACAUAUUAACGGAGAGUUGAUUACAGUUAACUCCUCGUUUUCAUGAAGUUCCGUAUUGCAACUUCUUCAAAUGAUGUACUCCUGCUCUCCCAUUACUGAUAUUUACUACAUGAACGAGAAAGAAAGUGAAAGGCAGAGCAGUCAUUCAAGUGGCACAUUUGCAUAUGUGCUAUCAGGAUAAGAAAGUGGCAGGCUGAGGGGAAACCUUGCAUUCAGGUGAACGUUUGAUCCUGAUUAUUUCGUAAAACGAAAGACUAAUCGUAUAAUAUGUAUUACGAAUAAGAAUUCUGCAUUAUGUAUUUCUUAGUUUUUCAUGAAAGAACCACUUCUAUUUUAGAUGUGUAACAAACAUGAUCUUCAUCCGCAUAAUUCCUGUAGAAUUUAAUUAUUGGCUUUUUCCUCCGUCUGUUUAAGUUCUCCCUAUUCUAUGGCAAUCAAAUGGUAGUGUAAGAGAUUUUGGAUGUUCACGACACUUAUGUGAUUCAUAUAUUCUUGUAACACGCGAUUUUUGUGUAAUACAAAAUGCAAUUAUUCUCGAA